AGUACUACAACUUUCAAUUUUUAGUUUUUCCUAUUCUUUCCUUUUGCGUCUCUCUUCCUCUUUUUAUUACUUCUGUUUGCGUAUACUUCAAGUCUUCAUUUUCUUUUAUCUUCGUCUCUCUCGUUCUCUUCCAUCUUUGACCGGAUUAUUGAUAACCCGUUAGCUGUUUUACAUCUGAAAUCAUGGGUUGUGCUUUCAACUGAAAUUGGUGCUGCUGUGUUUAGUGUUCAAACCCCCCCUUUAAACAAUCAUCAGAAUCUCUCUCUUUUCCCCCAGGGAUUAUUAUUGAUUCUGGGUAUUAUCCAAUUCGAAAACGGAUAACCGUGCCAACCCAUGAGCAACAAAGACAAUUGCAUUAUGGGUUGGAUAAGCAAAAUCUUUAAAGGUUCCAGCCAUCAUAAAGGACAUUAUCAUGGCAGGUAUGGCGAUGACAACGUUUGGGAGGGUCAUUCUGCUUCCGGGGAUGUUUUGUCCGAUUUUGACAAGGAAGAAAUUGAAUGUGCUAUAGCAAUCUCUCUCGUUGAAGAAGAUCAGAAAGGCAAAAAGGUUAUGAUAGAUGAUGAAGAAUCUGAAGAGGAACUUGAAUCUCACCUGCACGUUGAGGAAGAUCAAUCUCAUACACAUGUUGAGGAAGAUGAACCUCGUGGGGAAAGUGAAUCUCAUACACAUGUUGAGGAAGAUGAAACUCCAAAGAGUAGUAGUCAAUCUCAUUGGCAUAUAGAAGAAGAUGAACAACUUGCUAAGGCAAUUCAAGAAAGUUUGAAUAUGGAAUCUUCUCCACCUAGUUAUGAUCAUGGGAAUCAUUUUCCACCUUUUCCAUAUUUUAAUCCUUCCGAAUACAGGAUCUGUGCUGGGUGUCGGGCUGAGAUUGGCCAUGGACGCUUUCUAAGUUGCAUGGGAGGUGUUUGGCAUCCUGAAUGUUUUCGAUGCCAUGGUUGCAGUCAACCUAUUUCAGAUUAUGAGUUUUCUAUGUCGGAGAAUCAUCCCUACCACAAAUCCUGCUACAAGGAGAAGCACCACCCGAAAUGUGAUGUCUGUAACAACUUUAUCCCAACAAAUGCAGCCGGUUUAAUAGAGUAUAGAGCACAUCCUUUCUGGCUACAGAAAUACUGUCCUUCUCACGAACACGAUGGGACACCUCGAUGCUGUAGUUGUGAACGAAUGGAGCCAAUCGACACAAGAUAUCUAGUGCUUGAUGACGGUAGAAAAUUGUGCCUGGAAUGCCUGGAUUCUUCAAUAAUGGACACCCACGAAUGCCAACCUCUUUAUCUUGAAAUACAAGAAUUUUAUGAAGGUUUGAACAUGAAAGUGGAGCAACAAGUUCCGAUGUUAUUGGUUGAGAGGCAAGCGCUCAAUGAAGCCAUGGAAGGCGAGAAAAAGGGUCAUCAUCACUUGCCCGAGACAAGAGGACUAUGUUUGUCAGAAGAACAAGUUGUCAGCACUAUAUCGAAGCGGCCAAAGAUUGGGGGUUACAAGAUCAUAGACAUGUUUACAGAACCAUAUAGGUUAACUCGUAGAUGUGAAGUAACUGCUAUCCUCGUUUUGUAUGGACUCCCUAGACUCUUGACUGGAUCAAUCCUCGCUCACGAGAUGAUGCAUGCAUGGCUGCGACUCAAAGGAUUCCAAAAUCUGACACCUGAUAUUGAGGAAGGAAUCUGUCAAGUCUUGGCUCAUAUGUGGUUGGACUCUGAAAUCUUGGCUGGUUCUGGCUCUGGUUCUUCAGGUAGUGCUAGUACUAGCACGAGUACUAGUACUGCUUCAAGUUCAUCGUCUUUAUCAACAAGUUUGGCGUCGACGUCUUCAUCUGAUACAAUGUCUUCGAAGAAGGGAAAACGUUCCCAAUUCGAGAGGAAACUUGGUGAAUUUUUCAAACAUCAAAUUGAAGCAGAUACAUCAGAAGCUUAUGGAGAUGGAUUUAGAUCAGGCAACCAGGCUGUUCUUAAAUAUGGUCUCAGACGAACACUGGAUCACAUUCAGUUGACCGCGAGUUUCCCCCUGUGAUUUCGUCAAUAGCCAUUCUUCGACUUGAGUGAUAAAUUCAUAAAAACGAAACCAAUUUAUACACAAGAAAUUUAAUAAAAAAACCAUUAGAAAAAUCAAAUAAAAGUAUAUUGGCACGGCUACAGCAUUCAAUAUUUAGUAUUUGGGGUGUAUGUUAUUAUGUAAUUAUUUUACUUUUACACCAAUAAUAUAUUGGAGGAUGAGUGAAUAUACUGUUGGAUAUUUUUAAUUUGUAUUGGGAACCAAAAGGGGAGAUAUAAAAGAAUAGUAUCAUGUUUCAAGAAUAAAAGCUAUAAGCAUUGUAUUUUAACUU
Impatiens glandulifera is the source of this 2314-nucleotide messenger RNA. Its product is annotated as protein DA1-related 1-like. Bases 334 to 2001 code for a protein of 555 amino acids. Lineage: Eukaryota; Viridiplantae; Streptophyta; Magnoliopsida; Ericales; Balsaminaceae. The record is from RefSeq and is a predicted model, not a curated record. The transcript has 12 exons. Gene Ontology annotation, molecular function: ubiquitin binding.